This is a messenger RNA of Gekko japonicus, 6366 nucleotides long. It is a transcript of the gene TMF1, whose product is annotated as TATA element modulatory factor 1. The transcript is spliced from 17 exons. Bases 157 to 3507 code for a protein of 1116 amino acids. Gene Ontology annotation, cellular component: endoplasmic reticulum; Golgi apparatus. NCBI's taxonomy places the organism in Eukaryota, Metazoa, Chordata, Lepidosauria, Squamata, Gekkonidae. The record is from RefSeq and is a predicted model, not a curated record.
AGUGCUCUAUCCGGGUUCGUCGGUUCUCUCAUGGCUGUCGAGGCGCUGCGGGAUGCAGGUCGCCGUUUCCGCGACGGGUGUCUCCGGGGCUGAAGAAGCGGAGGGAGUGCUCGCCCGCUCACCCGCGCCUGGCUUGUGGCCGCGCCACCGGGGGCGAUGAGUUGGUUCAACGCCUCGCAGCUCUCGAGCUUUGCCAAGCAAGCUUUGUCGCAAGCGCAGAAGUCGAUCGACCGGGUGUUGGACAUCCAGGCCGAAGAGGAAGAGGAGGGCGAGGGAGCCUCUGGCCGAAUCUCCCAGCCCAGACCUGGCGAGGCUGGAACAAAUUCACUUACAAGUGGAGGAUGGGAUACUUCUGCCUGGGGGUUAGAUCCUGAUACAGAAACUCAAAGUCAGCCAAUACCCUCUCCUACUGCAAUCACCAAACCAGUUAGGAGGACUGUAGUAGAUGAAUCAGAAAACUUCUUCAGUGCCUUUCUCUCACCUACAGAUGUUCAGAGCAUACAGCAAAGCACGGUAGUAUCUAAGCCCCCCACCAAAUCACAGCGGCCCAAGGAAGAAGUGAAAAGCACACUACAAGACUCUCUGCAUAGUGACCUGCCAGAAGCAUUGGUAGAAACUGCAGCAAAAGACUUUUCUGUAAUUGCACUAGUAGAACUGGAAAAUCUCAGUGAUUCCCAUGAACAGUUAGAAGAAAAUAGCUCAAUAGUUGAUACUGAAGACAAGCUUGAUGAAAACAAAACCGAAGACACUGAGCAACAGGUGUCUGCUGAGAAUGUCAGUGUGGAAAAAUCCACUGAUGUUGUAAAAUCAGAUUCAGGAAGUGAUGGAGCUGUACAUGUGCCUGAAAGUCCUGCGCAGUCUCUGCCCACAGAUACAAAGAAUGUAGGUUUGGAAACUAAAGAACGCAAAAGCGAGGACCGGCAAAGCAAUACCCCUUCCCCACCUGUUAGCACUUUCUCCUCAGGGACAUCCACAACUAGCGAUAUUGAAGUUCUAGAUCAUGAAAGUGUAAUAAGUGAGAGCUCAGUAAGCUCGAGGCAAGAGGCUGCUGAUUCCAAAGCCAGUCUUCACCUGAUGCAAACGUCCUUUCAGCUUCUAUCAGCAUCUGCUUGCACAGAAUAUAAUCGUCUCGAUGACUUUCAGAAAUUAACGGAGAGUUGCUGCUCCUCCGACGCUUUUGAAAGGAUUGACUCAUUUAGUGUGCAGUCGCUAGACAGUCGUAGCGUAAGUGAAAUAAACUCAGAUGAUGAGUUAUCAGGCCGGGGAUGCAUUUCAGCCUCUGUCACCAUCGGCCCUCUAACACCAAAAAGUGAUGUUGUUGAUCCUGUUCAAAGCAAAUCCGAUCAGAUUCUCAGUGAGACUCUUGCACUGCCUGCAGACGAAGCAGAAAUGGAGGAAAGUGGGCGAAGCGCCACCCCUGUUAACUCUGAGCAGCCGGAUGUCUUGGUUGUUCCUAUACGGACUGUUGAAGAGCAUACCCCAAAAGAAGAGGUAGUGGUAAUUCACCGCAGUGCUGAAGCGUUGUCCAGUGUAGAGUGUGAAAAAGAAGAACUUUGCAAGAUUAUUGAUUCAUUGACAGAGAAGCUGGAGAUAAGGGAGAAUCGACUAUUAAAUGUCAGUAAAGAGAAGGCAAGCCUCGAAGAAGCUUAUGAUAACCUCAAAGAUGAAGUCUUCAGAAUGAGAGAAGAGAACAGUAGCAUUUCAUCUCUUAAAGAGGAGUUUGCUCAGCGAAUAGCGGAUGCAGAGAAAAAGGUCCAGUUGGCAUGCAAAGAGAGAGAUACAGCUAAAAAGGAAGUAAAGACUCUCAAAGAAGAGCUAGCAACUAGACUGAACAGUAAUGAAACUGCUGAACUACUAAAAGAGAGAGAUGAACAAAUUAAAGGGUUAAUGGAAGAAGGAGAAAAGCUUUCAAAACAGCAGUUGCAGAACUCCAACAUCAUUAAGAAACUGAGAGCAAAGGAGAAGGAAAGAGAAAAUACUUAUGCAAAACAGAGUAAAAAAAUCAAGGAAUUAGAAGAGGAGUUACAGCAUCUGAAACAGGUAUUGGAUGGCAAAGAAGAAGUUGAGAAACAGCACCGGGAGAGCAUUAAGCAGCUAAAUAGUUUGGUUGAACGGCAGGAGAAGGACCUUAGCAGACUCCAGGUGGAAGUAGAAGAGCUUGAAGAGAGGAACCGGAGUGUCCAAGCAGCCCUUGAUAAUUCAUAUCGAGAUCUUGCAGAUCUUCAUAAAGCUAACGCUACAAAGGACAGUGAGGCACAAGAAGCAGCGUUAAGUUGUGAAAUGAAAGCUAAGGAGGAGCUUGGCUUAGCUUUGGAGAAGGCCCAAGAGGAAGCUCGUCAGCAACAAGAAGCUUUAGCAAUUCAGGUGGCAGAUUUAAGAGUGGCCCUGCAGCGUGCAGAGCAGCAGACAGCUAGAAAAGAAGAUUAUUUGCGCCAAGAAAUUGCUGAACUGCAAGAGAGACUUCAAGAAGCAGAGACUCGCAAUCAAGAGCUCAGCCAAAGUGUCACCUCUGCUACAAGGCCACUUUUGCGGCAAAUAGAGAACCUACAGGUGACCUUGGGAGCACAGACCACGUCUUGGGAGAAGCUAGAGAAAAAUCUUUCUGAUAGGCUGGGGGAAUCUCAAACUGCCCUAGCGGCCCAGGCGGAAAGAGAACGCGCUGCUACAGAAGAACUUCUUUCCAAUAAAAUCCAGUUAUCUUCUGCCGAAUCACAGAAUAGUCUCCUCAGACAAGAAAAUAGCCGCCUUCAAGCUCAGCUAGAAGCAGAGAAAACCAGGCUCAAGAAACUUGAGAAUGAAAACAAUCGGUAUGAAGUUGAGCUUGAAAAUCUUAAAGAAGAAUAUAUUAAAACUGCUGAAGAGGCAAAGAAAGAAAAGACGCUGUUAGCUACUCAGUUAGAAAUGGAGAAAAUGAAAGUAGAACAAGAAAAAAAGAAAGCAAUCUUUGCACAAGAAACAGCAAGAGAAAAGGAGCGCAAAUUAUUUACUCAGUCAACAACAGAAACAGUCUCAAGUACUCCAACGCUGUCACGUUCAAGCUCCGUGAGUGGGGUUGAUAUGGCAGGGCUCCAGGCCUCCUUCAUAUCCCAGGACGACUCUCACGAUCAUUCCUUUGGUUCAAUGUCUACAAGUGGGAGUAAUCUCUAUGAUGCAGUGAGAAUGGGAGCAGGCUCAAGUAUUAUCGAAAAUCUGCAGUCACAGUUAAAACUACGUGAUGGAGAAGUUUCUCACCUACAGCUGGAAAUCGCAAACCUUGAAAGAACUCGGUCAGUAAUGGCAGAAGAGCUGGUAAAAUUAACAAAUCAAAAUGACGACUUGGAAGAAAAGGUAAAGGAGAUACCCAAGCUACGUACACAACUAAGGGAUCUGGAUCAGAGAUAUAAUACUAUUCUCCAGAUGUAUGGUGAGAAAGCAGAAGAGGCAGAAGAACUGAGGUUGGACCUUGAAGAUGUGAAAAACAUGUACAAGACUCAGAUUGAUGAACUUCUGAAACAAAGGCACUGUUAAUUACUGUUGAAAGCUGCUGCUUGAAAACAAAGUUACAUUAAACUUUAGGGAAAUUCAUGUAAAUUUAGAUGACUUGUAAAGAUUCUGUACUAUAAAGUGAUUAUGCUGUAGAGUUCAUAUGUUGGAAGAAUCAUUAUGCUUUCAUGGUGGCCGACGGUUGACAGUUAAAUUAUUUGUUAAAUAUUUAAAAUAAAUCUUAUAUCCAUGGCUUUAUCUUAAUGCAUACUAAAAGGCAGGGUAUCUUACAUCUUUACAGUAGUACACAAAUUGACAGAUAAUAUUGAAUAAUCAGAAAGCAGGUAUAAUUGCAUAAUUGCAGCUGUUGCAGGAUGUGCCUGAAUAAUUCUACUGAUAGUUAUCUGACAUCCUGAUAUUCAUCUAAAUGGAUGAACAAUAUCACUUAUUAAAUAUAUUGAUUUCAAGUGCAUUAUUGAAACAAAAGGGAUGGGUUCUUUUAAUACUUUAAAAAAAACCCAACGAAUUAAGACUUGGAUUUGUACUAUGAUGUCCUAGCUAGGUAAAAUAUCGUGUUGCUCACAAAGGCAGCUGUUUGCCUUUGUCCCCAAUUAUUUAGAGUGGCUUAUACUGAAAAAGAAACCAAAUUUCCACCUAUUUAGUAGGUAUUUGGUUCCAUUUCCCCUAUGGGGUUGCAUUCCUAAAGCUUAAUACACUGCCAUUUAGGGGAGGUUGCUUAGCACCUUUAAUGGCAUUCAAUUAGAUAAUGCAGAACUUACUAAUUUUUGAGGAAGGAACAAGAUGCUUAUAUAUUCACACUCUGAAAUGGUUGCUCCCUUUUCCCCAUGGUCUCAUUCUUUAAAGGUGCAUGAAUGCACUUUAGUUUAAAGGUGGAUAAAACUGUAGAUGCUUCAAACUGUCUCCAGUAAUUAAAAAAAAGAUUUUUAGACGGUAGCUAUCAGAAAACAGCAAAGAGCACCUUAACUUGCCUUUCCAGAAAUUUAGCCUAAAUGAGGCAGCAAAAUUCCAUUGGUAUGAUUCACAGAAGGAAUUUGUUCAAAGUACUUGCUCUACCUACUGUGAGUAAAAAAAUCAAUCCCCAUAAAGUUAACUUUAAACAGCAGUUCUGAGGAAAGAUAUGGUCAAUACACUGUAAAAUGACUUCUCAGCGGCUUCUUUUUUUAAAAAAAAGUUCUCAGAGAUUAGAAGAUGUUUUUAAAUGAAACCCCAUUUGCUCAUAGAUACAUGUGUUUGUAUCAGGUGAUUCUGCCUACUUGCCAAUUCACUGUUGAUUCUAUAUAUAGAGAGAGAUACUGGAGACAUUUUUCCCAAGCCAAUGUGUCUGCCGAGCCCUUUGAUUCUCCCCCAGUCAAAAACAUCCUGCUUGAAAAAAAGCUGUGUUUUGGAUUUCAAGCUGCUGCAGGAGGAGGGGGGGAAGGAGGCAAGAAAAUCAGGAUCCGUGGCCAGAAACAGUUGUACCUGUGGAAAAACUCCAGUGGAUCCAAGCCACUGUGUUGGGGGUGGGGUGGGCUGGUUCUAACAUAUACUUCCCUGUUAUGCUAGUUUUUAAUGUAUAGAAACGUUUAACUUGGUGAAGCACGUGAUCAUAUAAUUCUGAUUUGAAAUGCUACAUUCCUGACAGGCCUACACUGGGUGUUUUUUCUUACAGUGGUAAAGAGAAGUUCCUGUUUUGUAGCAUGUAACCAAAUCUGUAGGUCAUUCUAAUGGGGGAAUUCUUGGCUCAAACCCCCCACCCCCGCAAACCACUUGAUACUGCUGUAUAAAAAGCUUGACUUAUUUGUACCUUCUAGUAUGAGGACACAUUUUGGAGUUAGCACUGCCCUGCCUGUAUAAGGAACAAUUUUCGAAACAUUAACCCAAUGCUGGAAUAAUUUUGAAACUUUUGUCCAUUCUCACAUACAUGCAGCAUAUUUUAAACCAAUGAAAAGGCUGCAGUGUUGAUUAGAUCUGGAAUCCAAAUUUGGGCUCAGUCUUGCUAUUUGACUUCUGCUCCUCAUCAACCUGCUAAUCUCUGACAGUCAACAAGUAUGAGGGAUAUUUCUCCAAAGAUAUAAAGAAAGUCUUUAUAUCCACUUGUAAUUGAAAAACAGACAAUAUUGCUAUCAUUGUUUGUGCAGGGUCAUUCACCUAAUAUUUUGCAAGGCCACAUUAGUUAAUCCUGUGUCUCUAUACCCACCAAAAGCAUCUUGCAAGUGUGAGCAUUAUGUCGAUGGCUCCCCCCCCACACACAGAAAUGUGCGGUUAUGGAUCUGCUUUUGGAGUUUUUUGCAUUUGUCAAUAAACAUGUAAAACUCUUAAAGCUGUUUUUGUGCAAAUACAGCCAUAGAUGUAAUCACCUUGUAUUUGUAAAAAGUAAUGUGGAAAGUGACCUAGAUAGUACUGGUGUAAGAAGUGAUAUUACAGGACAGAAAGAAUUUAGUCACAGACUGGAAAUGCAUUACUUUUAUUAAACAAAAGUAUACAUUUCUUGCAGAACUGUGUGGCUGCACCUAUGGCUGCAUUCAGAUGUCCAGACAAACCUCUGUUCAUGAUGGGCAUGAAAUUUGGCUUGUUUAAUAUACUCAUCUGUUCGUCCCUUCUUGUGUGCAGAAUGUGAAUGAAAGCUUUCCUGGUUUGGGAAACCUUACACUCCAGCUCACCAAGGCAUUCAAAUGCAAGUGCAUGGUCAGGUUAGAAUUUUUCCUCCCAAAAUCAAGCAGCAGCAAACUCUUCUUUGCAUUCAGAUAUCACAGUACCUUGAAGUUUGAGUCAAGGCUUCUUUAAUCAGGAAUAUUUCAGUUCUGUUCCAUAUACAAAGGGAAGAGUAUGUAAACACAACAAGCAAGCAGAAGUUUUAAUGAGACCUGAAUAUGGCCUGUAAUUUCCGGGGGGGGGGGGGGGGGG